Molecule: messenger RNA, 3514 nt
Organism: Penaeus vannamei (Pacific white shrimp)
Lineage: Eukaryota; Metazoa; Arthropoda; Malacostraca; Decapoda; Penaeidae
Source: RefSeq, a predicted model, not a curated record
CGGCGGCGGCGGCGGCAUCGGUAGCCAGAACAGCAUCUUCAGCAGCAUCGGGAGCAGCGGUAGCACCAUGCUGGAUACUCAGCUGCUCAAGGUGCUCUUCGCCAUCUUCAUCCUCGUGUUCUGGACGGUGUUCUGGGUCAUACACGUCAUCAGCAUCAUUUACGGGUACCGGAAGCUCCAUCGUCGCCGCGCCCUGCCCAUGGAUGGAGAGCCCGGAGUGAUGGGCGUGAGCAUCCUGAAGCCCUUGGUUGGCACGCCCAUGGAUCCCAACCUCAUGACGAACCUCGAGACGUUUUUCACACUCAACUAUCCUAAGUUCGAGCUCCUCUUCUGCAUCCAGGAGGAGGGCGACCCAAGCAUCAUGAUCGUGCAGCAGCUUAUGAAGAAGCACCCACAUGUCGACGCUUCGUACUUCAUAGGUGGCGUGGAGGUCGGCGUCAACCCCAAAAUCAACAACAUGCAGCCCGGGUACCUCGCGGCCAAGCACGAGCUGGUGCUGGUGUCCGACUCGGGCCUCCUCAUGAAGGAGGACACGCUUACGGACAUGGUGGCUCACAUGACCCCCGACGUGGGCAUCGUGCACCAGAUGCCAUUCACUUGCGACAGGAAGGGCUGGCCUGCUAUACUGGAAAAGGUAUACUUUGGGACUAGUCAUGCAAGGAUGUAUCUUUUCCUUGGACUCUUGGACGCUUUUGGCUUGAGAGUCAACUGCUGUACCGGCAUGUCCUGCCUGAUGAGGAAGAAGGUCCUGGAUGAGGAUGGAGGCAUUAGUGCUUUUGGCGUAUACUUAGCUGAGGACUACUUCUUUGCUAAGUACAUUCAGGGCCGAGGAUGGGGCAUUCGCAUCUCUUCUCAGCCAGCAUGUCAGAAUGCUGGAACAACUCGAGUGAAGGGAUUUCUGUCGAGAUUAACAAGAUGGUGUAAAUUGCGUAUAGCUAUGGUACCACACACUUUGUUUCUUGAGCCACUCAGUGAAUGUAUGGUGCUGGGGCUUAUAGCAUCCUGGGCGGGUGCUGUUUUACUGCGUGCAGACUACCUCACUUUCUUCUUGUUCCACACACUUACAUGGUCCCUUGCUGACUGGAUUAUGCUCAAUAUAGUGCAAAAUGGGCCUCCUCCCUUCAGCAAGUUCGAAUUUGUGAUCAGCUGGUUGUUCCGAGAAAUAAGCGCUAUCUUCAUUUUUGUGCACGCCGUAUGGAACCCUGUUAUCAGCUGGCGUCACAAGUCAUUCAAGCUUCGCUGGGGUGGUAUAGCGGAGCCUGUUAACACAAAGGUUGCUGUUAUGUGAGGAAGUUGUGAUACAGGACUUUGCUUACAAUCGGCGGCUAAACUGACCAUAAUACCUUCUUAAUAUCUUUUAAAACUUUCUACGAGGAAGUUUAUAGGCAUUAGUUCAUUAGGUGCAGUAAAUGUAUGCAAGGUUUUUGUAUGAGGACAGGAGUUUAGAAAUCACCAUAUAUAUAAUAGCAGCAUCAGCAGAAGAUUGUUUACUUUGGAGCAUAUUAUAAUUGAAAUCAUUUGAUACAGAAAAGUCAUUUGCAAGAUUUAAAUCGGAGAAACUAAUUUUGCAUAGGUCAACAUUUGGACUUCUACUAACUGCCCUUAUGCUGUAACCUGAUUUUCCCAGGUGUGGUUACUAGUUUUAUUAACUAGUGUCAUUUUAUCUCCUGUUGGUCCAUAUUGUGACACUAAUGAGCUAUUGCUUAACAUUUUUGUAUGCUGAUAUUUGGCAGUGAUAUCAUGUGUGGGUACGCUUCUUACAGCGAUUGCAGGAAAAUUUGAAUUCAGAGACAUUUUCAAUAAAGUAAAAAAAAAAUAAUAAAAAAAAAAAUCAUUGUUAGGCACUUCUCAGAGGAAUAAAAUCCUUCAAGGUUAUAAAAUUGGCAUCUGUACACUGUAGAUUAUUUGAUUACAGGUGGACCAGAUAUUUUUAAGAAGCUUUCAGUCUUGUACUCCUGCAUACUAGCUUAUUAUGAAGUCUCUUUGUUGUAGAGCUCAGCUGAGUGGAAUUUUGAUCCAUGGCAAAGUUGCUUGAAUUUUGAAUUUUUAAAAAUGAAAUCCAUGUGUUUUGGGCCAUGAGAAGCAUCUCAUACUAAAUGGUUUCCAAUAGCCUCUCUGAAAGGAACAUAAAUGUUUAUGCCAUAUUCCGUCCCACAUAAAGCAGGCUGCCAUGUGUGAAGUUCGAAUAUCUGUUUUCCCCUUUACAAAAAUGGUGUAAUGGAGAGGUAGCCUUAUAUAAUUCCUCUUGCAUGGUACCCCCAAAAGUGGUUAAUGAAUGGAAGGAGAUUGAAUAGUGUGGAGAAUCUUGCUUAAAAUGCUAGUAUUCUGUUUGACUCAUUUAUAUUUAUUAUGUAUAAAUACAGUUGGUGAUUAGAGACUUCAUUCUUUAUGAUAUAUCAGUCACAGUUUACAAAGUUAUGUGUGUAAGAGUGAAAUCAUUGGAUGUACAAAAUUUAUUAGCCCACCAUAAUGAGUGAAUGACUAUUUAAGUGUUUGUGUAUUUGUGUUUGUGGAUAUAUGUCUUUUGUUUCAGAUAUGUUUAUGAUGUGGGGGGCGAAUAUGAGAGGGAGCAUUGUAAAUAUAUUGAACCAAAUCUCUUUGUAUUAAGCUGUAGAUGUCCAGAAAUUAGGAAUGCUUGAAAUAGUGCUUGCAUUCUGUGCCUUUUACAGAAGUAGCAUUCACUUGCAUUUACAUUUUGUAUAUAUGUAUUAUAUAUAAAGAAAUAACUCAUGGCAUUUUUAGUUUUUUCUAAGUGAAAGGAACCAAAGGUUUUGCUCAAGACACAAGUGAAUAGAUGUUUUUUGGUGUCCUUAGUUGUAUUAAAAUAUGCACAUGGUAGAAGAGAGUUUUCUGGAGUAACUGAUUAUUUUUGAUUUGUUGUUGUUUUAAGUAUUUGUUAUAUUGUGAACACAGCUCACUGUGCAGGUGAAUAAACAAAGAAAUUCUUGAAGGAGUCAUUAUCAUUGUGAGAUAUAUGUUCAUAAUACAUUUUAAAAAAUUGGUAUGAAUGUAGAAACUGAACUUAUAAAUUGUUACAGAGGAAGAAUUAGACAGAAAUAUGGUAUAUAUAAUAUGAUGGCUUGUCACCUGGAAUAAAAAAAAAAUAUUGACACAGAACAAAAUAUUUAAAUUUGCUAACUUUACCGAAUAAAUCUGAUAACUUUAACUCCUUUGUCCUUUUCUGAUGUGAUCAUAGUUGUUAAGGGAAAUUUAAAAGAACUCAGAUGGUAUUAAUAUAACUAUUUGUACAAAGCUAAUGUAAGUGCUAUCCAAAGAUCAGUCAGUAAUAAGACAUUUUUUUAUUCUACAUUUUAGCAGAUGAAAGUCACUAUCAUUUUUUUAGGCAUUAUUUCUCGCAAAAUUUGUGUAUAUGUUCAGAUAUGUUUGAAAUGUACUCAUAUUCAGAAUCCUACAGGUUUAAACCUUUGAGUGUUGAACACUGGAGAUAUGUUUGUUUGUAAGCAAGUUGUAUCAGUAGAUUAUGUUAGCUGGUUAAUUAAAAGUGUUUUUUAUA